Molecule: messenger RNA, 702 nt
Organism: Postia placenta MAD-698-R-SB12
Lineage: Eukaryota; Fungi; Basidiomycota; Agaricomycetes; Polyporales; Adustoporiaceae
Exons: 2
Coding region: 59-493 (144 amino acids)
Source: RefSeq, a predicted model, not a curated record
CAAGCAGCUUGUCCGCAUCCUGCGCGGCAUGCUCGAUGUGGAGAUGCUCGACUUCAGGAUGAAUCCGUGCACCUUGGGGUGGUACCUGCCGCUACUCGUCGCAGACGUGCCCGGCGCGCUGCAGCCCUCCGACGGCGACCGCGCGGGCGCUGGCGCCGGGACGGGGCCAGGCCGGCCGAGCGCGGACGCGCACGGGCACGCAAUGCCCGCAGGGGGGGAGGCAGACGCGUCUGCGGCGGCCCCGGCGCGGGACGCGGGCGGGAGCGCGUGGAAAGAGCUGGACGCGAAGUUCCGGCGGGACCUGCCGGACGAGGCGUACGUGGGGCGGCUGGUGUACCGGGGGCUGGUGAUGCGCGCGUGCCCGGCGAUCCGGCUGCUGGACGGGGUGGAGGUGUCGGGGAAGGAGCGCGAGAAGGCGGAGCGGGUGCUGAAGGGCGUGCUGGGGAUGCGGCGGGGGCGGGUGGCGGGGCCGGAGGCGGAGGCGCGGGGGUAGCAGCUCGCGAUUGAGUUUGCGGGCGCGGGCGCGGGCGCUGGCUGGCCUGGGCUGGGCCCGGGGACGGCGGGGCUCGCACGCUAUCGGUCCGCGGGCUGGAGAUUGGGUAUUUUAGGGUCCGCAAUAGACGGAGCGGAUGUCAGGGCGAUUUGCGUGCAUGAUCUUUUGCUGUGUAUGGAGGAUUUGUGCAAUGCGAGUAUGGUGCUACU